AAUUUUCUCCAGUUAAAAUUGGGAAAUUUAUAAAUUGGAAAUUAGUGCAAAUUUUGUUAACUUCUGCUCGUUUUGUUCCCAUUUGAUCUCGAAUCCAAUAUUUUAUCUUGAUCCUGUUUUGUUAUCGGCGGAAAAAGUGGGCUUCACCAUCCCUUAUCUUCUGCAGCUGCAGGGCCGACAGCGCUAAACGGCUGAUGACAAACUGAGAGAAGAUAACAGAUAAAGCGCCGUUCGCCUUUUUCUCAGCUGGCCGUCUGCUUAUCCUGGCGGAAACUUCUCUUUUUAAGCGAUCUGCAUCCUUGACGGACUGGAAGCACCAUGUAUAAAAUCACCAGAAAUGCGCGUAUGCUGUGUCGGAAGCUGCCGCGAUCGGAUAUCCAGAAGUCAGUGGAGCGACACGCCAGAUGGCUCUCCACAAACUCAGCUCUUCCCUUUUCCCGACGGGCAACUGUCUUGUCGCUGAAAAACGGCCAGGCGGAGGAUGUGUGGUAUACCAGUGGUUAUUCGAAGGGUCCCCGCCUUUUUCGCUCCUUUGCUUCCGGAGGAGGUUUACCACAGCAUACAAAAGUUCCGCUGCCGGCAUUAUCUCCCACAAUGGAGCGGGGAAGUAUUAAGAGCUGGGAGAAGAAAGAGGGCGAUAAGUUGAGCGAAGGGGAUUUGUUGGCGCUGAUAGAGACCGAUAAGGCCACCAUGGACUUUGAGACGCCGGAAGAGGGCUAUUUGGCCAAGAUUCUCGUGGCUGGAGGGACCAAGGAUAUUCCCCUCGGCCAGAUUGUCUGUGUAAUCGUCCCAAACAAAGACGAUAUAGCUGCGUUUAAGGACUUCACUCCCGAGCAAGCCAAAAGCAGCAGUGACAAGUCAGCCGAGAAAUCUCAAUCCAAACAGUCCUCGGAAGAGCGGGAAGAUCGGAAGAUUACCGACUCGCGGGAGUCCACCAAGAAAUCGGAGAGUUCCGCAUCGGCUGACCAGGGCAACUACCCGCAUCAGAAGGUCAACCUUCCGGCGCUCUCACCCACCGUCGAGAAGUCCACUAUUAAAUCGUGGGGCAAGAAAGAAGGGGAUGUGAUCAAGGAGGGCGAUAUGAUUGCCCAGGUGGAAACGGAUAAGGCGACCAUCGACUGGAACUGGGAGAAUCCCGAGGAGGUCUACGUGGCCAAGCUCUUCGUCCCCGAUGGGACGCCGGAUGUGCCCGUUGGUCAGAUGGUCGCGAUAUUUGUGUCGGACAAGAAAGACAUUGCCGCCUUCAAGGACAUGAAGCCCGAUGCGGCCGGUGCGUCGUCGAAGAAGAAACCCGCCAAACAGGACGACGAGCAGAAAGAGCAGCGUGAGGAGCGCAAGGAGCCGCGCGAAGAGCGCCGGGAAGAGGCCGAUGAGCGGCGAUCUACCGAGGCGCCCAAGAGGAAGGAAGGGGACCGCGUCUUUGCUAGUCCGCUGGCGAGAUCCUUGGCGCACCAGAAAGGCUUGGAUCUGUCGGAAAUUCGGGGUAGCGGUCCGGAUGGCCGAAUUGUCGCCGAGGAUGUGGAAAAGCAUCAGCCGGGCGCGAAAGCGGCCCGCGCCGAGGAUGCUCCGAAGAAGGCGACGACCAAGAAGGGGGCUGCGGUCGAAGAGGGAACAUACCAAGACAUACCCAUGACCAAUAUUCGGCAGGUCAUUGCCAAACGUUUACUACAAUCCAAGCAGACUAUACCGCAUUAUUACUUAUCCGUUGAUAUCAUUUUGGAUGAAAUUAUGGAAUUAAGGCAGGAACUGAACACCAUGUUGGAGAAGGAGAAAGUGAAAUUAUCCGUUAACGAUUUCAUCAUCAAAGCGUCGGCGUUGGCCUGCAAGAAGGUCCCGCAAGCUAACUCGUCAUGGAUGGACACUUUCAUACGGCAAUAUAACAUGGUGGAUGUCAGUGUGGCUGUCAGCACCGAUGCCGGUCUGAUAACUCCCAUCGUUACCAACGCAGACACGAAGGGUUUGGUGGAAAUCAACGCCGAUGUCGUGCGGUUGGCGGAUGCAGCCCGCAAAGGCAAACUGAAACCCCAUGAAUUCCAGGGCGGCACCUUCACCGUGUCCAAUUUGGGCAUGUUCGGCAUUAAGAAUUUCUCCGCUGUCAUAAAUCCACCCCAGAGCUGCAUUCUGGCUGUUGGUGGUGCACAGAAACAGUUAGUCGCCGAUGAACGGAGUAAAGAAGGGCAUCGCAUUGCGACGGUCAUGAGCGUGACGCUGAGCUGUGACCAUCGGGUGGUGGAUGGCGCGGUCGGCGCACAAUGGCUGCAGCAUUUUAAGAAGUUUUUAGAACAACCGGAGAGUAUGCUUUUAUGAGGGAGAUAACUCGGGGAGGCGGUGUGUAGUGGGGCGUAGAUAGAUUCAAUUAGUGGAGUAAAACAAUUCUGUGUUCUUAUCUGUGGUUUUGAGUUUUCUUGUGAGUGCUUGCUUGGAAAAAGGAUUAUAAUGGCUGAAGAAGUGUUGUAAUUUAUUUAACAAUUACAGAAUGUGGUUUGUGUCGCAGCGUAAUUAUGCGUUUAGGUGGCAGCGGCCAGUGGACAAGUAAUUAAGUGCUAUAAUGCCAAAUCAAUAAAAACACUGUUGAAUUA
Messenger RNA from Paramacrobiotus metropolitanus, 2579 nucleotides. RefSeq names its product dihydrolipoyllysine-residue acetyltransferase component of pyruvate dehydrogenase complex, mitochondrial-like. The record is from RefSeq and is a predicted model, not a curated record. Gene Ontology annotation, biological process: pyruvate decarboxylation to acetyl-CoA. Gene Ontology annotation, molecular function: dihydrolipoyllysine-residue acetyltransferase activity. NCBI's taxonomy places the organism in Eukaryota, Metazoa, Tardigrada, Eutardigrada, Parachela, Macrobiotidae. Gene Ontology annotation, cellular component: pyruvate dehydrogenase complex.